Synchiropus splendidus (mandarinfish) is the source of this 4848-nucleotide messenger RNA. RefSeq names its product phospholipase A2, group IVF, tandem duplicate 1 (gene pla2g4f.1). Gene Ontology annotation, cellular component: cytosol. Gene Ontology annotation, biological process: glycerophospholipid catabolic process. NCBI's taxonomy places the organism in Eukaryota, Metazoa, Chordata, Actinopteri, Syngnathiformes, Callionymidae. Gene Ontology annotation, molecular function: calcium-dependent phospholipid binding; calcium ion binding. The transcript has 28 exons. The record is from RefSeq and is a predicted model, not a curated record. The coding region runs from base 1309 to 4065 and encodes 918 amino acids.
CAACUGAGGGGCAGACAGACAGUGCAGCUGAGAACUGCUGCGUGUUCAGCCGAGCUACAUUCAGCUCUCAGUGUUGACUUUCCUCUGUCAUCGCCACUGUUCUGUGAAAACUCCUCGGAAUCAUUGCUGGACAAAGCGUGAGAACCAGGGUUGGACUGAACAAAUGAGAGCUGCUUUCUGAACAAAACACCUGGGCAACUGUUAACAGGAUCCUGGAUCUCACCGAUGCCCGAAAACACACACAAGUGUCUAGAUUGGUUUGGUACCCGAUACCAGGAUUGGGAUCGAUGCAUCCCUAAUUAUCACCACUUACACUGAAUUGUGAGUGGUUCAGACAACUUUGCCGUCGCCAUUGUUCCCGGGGAAAUGGGACCAUCAUCGGAAAUUAAUGAGUAUCUGGGUUAUAUUCAACCGUCAGGUGAGAAAACAUCACCAUAAACUCUACCUAUUCCAACACACCAUCCUUGUGGGGACCUCUCAUAGCCAUCACCCUUUCCCCAGCCUCUCCCCCUAAACCUAACCAUCCAAAACACAUGGCUCACCUGGACCAGGACUCUGAACCAAACUGGAUCCCAGUUACAAUCACCGAGUUAUUUUGAAGUCUUCAUCCUCAAAUUGAGACUUGGAUUUGUGGGGUCCAGCCAAAUGUCCCCACAAUGUCAUGCAGUCCUUCCAAGGAUAGUGUCAAGAAUUGGUCUGUACAAAGUUUGACAAACAAGCACGGGGGGGUGUUCCCAAAAUUUGGACCUCACCAGGAGUAUUCCCAUCUUUGUGAGGACCUCUCAUUGCCACGAUGCUUUCCCCAGUCUCUCACCAUCCAAAACACAAGGCUAACCUGAGCCAAGCCAAAAGGUCCAACCAGGCCAAAUGUCUUCACAAUGAGGUGUUCUGUCAAGUUUAGCUAAAUGAGUCACACACACACACUGGUGCUUCCUCCAGUAAUUCAGCUGGUUAAAUUUAACAGGACAGUAGAGGUCAUUGUGUGGGGUCACACGACAGGUGACUUUAUUCAAAUAAAUUACCCAUAGAAUUCGAUUAAAGAUUAAAAUUAAUGAUUAAAAAGUGUCAAACGGAUUCAGUCUUUUUUUAAACGACACACGAAUAGAGCAUUUUAGAUCUGUCUUCUGCUGCAUUUCAUCGACUGAAGAGUUUAAUUUCCGCGACAAGACCGCGCCCCUCGCCCCGCCACGCCACGCCCCCUGCCGUACACAUAUAGUAGUCUUCCUCCUGACCCUCUUCACAUGUUGGCGGCUCAGCCUCAGAAAGUAUAGGUCUCAUUUGACUGUGGAAUCCUCCCAAACUCCAGUGAUGGCAGAGAGCUCGGCUCCGGUCUCCUGGACACUGAAGGUCUCUGUCCUGAAGGCUGAAAACAUCUCCUCUUCUGAUUAUUGGUCAGAAACCGACUCGUACGUCACCCUGCACCUUCCUGCCGUGUCCUCACGAGUCUUCAGGACAACCAUCGCCCCCAACAACAAGAACCCAGAGUGGAAUCAAACCUUCACCUUCAAUGUCAAAGACAGAGUCCAGGGCAUUCUGGAGGUGCGGCUCUACGACGAGGACCCGCUCAAGUAUGACGACCUGCUCUGGACCCUGAGCGUUGACAUCAGCACACUGAGUGUCGGAGAGAAGACGACAAAGAUGUUUCGGAUGGAGCCUCAGGGGAAACUCUGGCUGGACUUCCAUCUUCAAAAGAGCAUCAGCAAUCCCAUCAGUCGCCCAGAAGGCGUGCGCGUGAAGAAGGAAGCCGUGUCCUACCAGACCCUGAAUGUCACCGUGGUCCGAGCCACCAUUCCUCACAGCCAAGACUUCUAUUCCGGGUCCGACUGCUACGUCAUCCUCUCACUGCCCACCGCCACGGCCAGAAAGUGCCGCACCAAGACCGUGUCCAACACGGACCACCCUGUCUGGGACCAGGUCUUCUCCUACAGGCUCCCCGAGCGCGUGAAGAGUGUCCUGGAGAUCCAGCUCUAUGAUGAGGACCGGUUGUCUCGUGAUGACCACAUCUCCACUCUCCUGUUCGACCUCAGCAACCUCACCGUUGGCCAGAAGGAGACCAAAGUGUUUGAGAUCGAUCCUGAGGUCGGCAAAACACUUGUGCUGGACUUAGAACUUCUGCAGCGUGAUGAUCCUCCCUUGGAAUAUCUCAGCAAUGGAAUAGUCAUGGCGCCGCCAUUCACGGCUCUGGAGGUCAACUCUGAGCAGCUGCAGCACCACUCCGACAAAGUGGUCCAGGUUCGAGGUGCCUAUCAGGAGAUCCACAGUGUCUCCUCCAAGCUGAGAUAUCACAUCAACAGGGACUUGAGCACGGAGCUUGGGGUGACGCCUGUGGGUGGAUACCCUGCCGAGGAGUUGGAAAGUGCAGUCCCUCUCAAGCCGCUUCCCCCAAAGUACUCUGCUAAAGUGUCGCUCCUCAUCGAUGAGGAAACGGUGGAUUUAGAUUUGGAAACACGUGACAGUGAGGAAGAAUUCCUGGCGGUCCGAGUGGAAGUCGACAUUCCUCAGCAGGAGAAAGCUUUUCUGGACAAGAGGAAGUUAAUGGUCACUGAAGCUCUACGGAAACUUUUGGGUCCUGACGUUGCUGCUGAUCCAGAUGAGCUUCCGACCAUCGCUGUGGUGGGUUCUGGUGGUGGGUCGAGGGCCAUGACGUGUCUGCUGGGUCAUCUGAAGGCCCUGCAGGACAUCGGGCUGCUGGACGCCGUCAGCUACAUCACCGGCGUGUCUGGCUCCACCUGGGCCAUGGCCAGUCUCUAUCAGGACGCCCUCUGGUCCCAGAAGAACUUGCCAGAUCAGAUCAGUCUGAUAAAGAAGCAGAUGACCAAGAGCUUCAUGGGCCUCUUCUCCCCUGAGAAGCUCUACUACUAUAGAGAAGAGCUGGCGGCGAAGAGGGACAGCGGCUUCCACGUGUCCAUCAUCGACAUGGCGGCUCUCAUGCUGGAGAAUCUGGUCUUUGGGAAUAAAACCAUCAGCCUCUUGUCUGAGCAGCAGAUGAGUGUGAAUGAGGGCCAGAACCCCUACCCCAUCUACACAGCCAUCAACGUGAGGGACGGCCCCGAGACAGAGGCCGAGUGGUGCGAGUUCACGCCCUACGAGGUGGGCAUCCCAAAGUACGGGGCCUUCGUGCAGACUGAGAAUUUCGGGAGCCAAUUCUUCCUUGGACACAUUGUGAAGAAACUUCCAGAAAUCCGCCUCCCGUACCUCCUUGGAAUGUUCAGCAGCGUCAUCUCUGUCAACCUGACCCAGCUGUGGAAGCGCCUCACCGGCUACGAUCCCACCUGGAGCCCCUGGGUGGGGCCAGACAUCAGCAACAUCGAGGUGGACACUGAGACUCCAGCUUUAGACACGGUGGGCAUCCAGCCCAUGUCCGACAUCGGCAGCAUGCUGACCAACUUCCUGAAGAACCGACCGGCCGUCGCUGAGGCCUUCAACUAUCUCCGUGGCCUCUUCCUCCACAAGGACUACAGCAAACACAAGCACUUCCAAGCCUGGAAAGAGACUCAUCCCGAUGCUUUCCCAAACCACAUGACCCCCCAUGACCCCACUCUUCAUCUGGUGGACGCCGGGCACGACAUCAACAUCGGCUGCAUCCCCGUCCUGCGUCCAGAGCGAAAUGUGGACUUGAUCCUGUCGCUGAGCUACGCCUGGGAACCGCAGAAGUUCUUCAAGGUCAUGAGGAGAACGGCAGCGUACUGCAAGGACCACGGCAUCCCCUUCCCCAUCGCUGACUUUGAUGGUCUGGAGAAGGAGCCGCAGCAGGAGCUGUAUGUGCUGGAGGACGAGGACAAUCCUGACGCUCCAGUCGUCAUCCACAUGCCGCUGGUCAACGUGAGCUACAAAGACUUCAAAAGCCCCGGAGUGAGGAGGGAGACGGAGGAGGAGCUGCAGGCCGGACUGGUGGACGUGAGCACCUCCGAUUCACCUUACACCACCCUCAACUUCACCUACUCUCCACAGGACUACGAUGCUCUUGUUCAGCUCAUGUCCUACAACAUGCUCAACAACAAGGACAAGAUUCUAGAAACAGUGAGGAGGGUGAUGGAGAAGAAGAAAUCCAAGAGGCAGAGAUGACAACAUUGCCACUAUCAUCAUCUUCACCAUUGUCAUCAUCUCCAUUAUCAUCCUCCCUCUCCCUCCUCUUCUCUUUUCCUCUUCUUCCUCCUUCUCUUCCUCCUCUUCUUCUUCCUCACGAUCAUCCUCCUCACCCUCCUCUUCUUCUUCCUCCUCAUCAUCAUCUUCCUCCCUCCUCUUCUUCCACAUCCACCUCCUCCUCCCUCCACUCCUCUCUUCCUCUUCUUCCUCACCAUCAUCCUCCUUUUCCUCAUCUCCCUCCUCCUCUUCUUCUUCCUCCUCCUCCUCAUCCUCUCUCCUCCUAUUCUUCCUCCCAUCAUCCAUCUUCUCCUCUUCCUCCUCCUCUUCUUCGUCUUCCUCCUCCUCAUCAUCAUCAUCAUCUUCCUCCCUCCUUUUCUUUCACAUCCACCUCCUCCUCGCCAUCGUCAUCAUCAACAUCAUCUUCCUCCCUGGUCUUCUCUCCUCUUCUUCCUCACCAUCAUCCUCCCUCUCUUCCUCUUCCUCCUCCUCCACCACCCCAUUGUCAUUUUCAUUAUCAUCAUCAUCAUCAUCAUCAUCAUCCUACUCCCGUUUCAGGCUGGUUUACAUCCAAUGGUGGAUCCAUGUGCAUUUGUUGUUGGUGCCUGAAGAAGCUUCACCUCUGCAUCACCUCAUUCACACAUUCAUAAAGUCUCUCACCAGUCUAACUGUCCUGUUCCUUGACUCGAUUGUUAUGGCCAGGGCCAGCUGGUAGAUCUUGUUUCUCCACUCAGUUCCCUGCCAGAGAUGGAGAGGAAAAUAAAA